Dendroctonus ponderosae (mountain pine beetle) is the source of this 1088-nucleotide messenger RNA. Its product is annotated as zinc finger HIT domain-containing protein 3. The transcript is spliced from 3 exons. The record is from RefSeq and is a predicted model, not a curated record. NCBI's taxonomy places the organism in Eukaryota, Metazoa, Arthropoda, Insecta, Coleoptera, Curculionidae. Gene Ontology annotation, molecular function: protein binding. Bases 207 to 623 code for a protein of 138 amino acids.
AGGAUUUCAAUUGCUGUAAGCAAGCCAAAUACAUCGAAAUUCCUCAGAUAUUGAGAAUUAUCGAAAAAAAAGUCGAUUUGUCACUUUUGACAAUUUAAAUUCGAGGUUAAGCUUUGGUUAGACCAUUUUCGAUUUUUCCUUCGUAGAAAAUUCAUAAAAUCGUUUGUCCACACAAAUCAAUCUCCCAGAUUUAUUACAAUCUAACUAUGCCAAACGCGUGCAUUAUUUGCACUAAAUCUGCAACAUAUAAGUGUCCAAUGUGUUACAUAUACUACUGUUCUGCCAAAUGUUGCAAACAGCACCGGGGGGACGGAUGUAAACUUCUAAGUGAAACUGCUGCCGAGCCUGUUGAUGAAUCUAUCAUGAACUUUACCAAACACUUUGGAAAAGCUUCUGAAGAAGUGCCAGAAGGUAGACUACAAUUACUGAAGCAAAGUGACGAAGUUAAAAAUCUGAUUACGAAUCCACAUCUCAGAAAUCUACUGGUUACCAUCGACAAUGCGGAAAACCCUGAAGAGAUUGUGCAAAAAGCCAUGCUGGAACCCAUUUUCGUCGAAUUUACUGAUGCCUGUAUGAAAGCGGUCGAGCCGGAAAAUACCAAGGAAGAACCGUUUCAUACAUAAGCAGAUUUUCUCAGUUUCAUCCAGUCCCUUUCCAUACCUUUUGCAUAAUCUGUAACUUGUUUGUUGCCCCCUUUCAGAAUAUAGAUUAAGACUGUUGAUUGUGCAAUGUUUUUUCCGUAAUUUGCGCACUAAUAGUUAGAAACGUGGAAAGUUUAGUAGUAUUAUUAUGGUUCGGUGUUUUUGCAAAAGAUCUUGUCUUUGUAAAAAUAUAUCAUCUUAUCUUGUCGCUCUUCCGUUAAAGUUUUUGCUGUCAGAAACCGUAUUUAACUAUAAUAAUGAAUAAUUGAAAUGUCUAGUUUAAUUUGUAUUUGUUAGUUUGCUCUAGUUUUAUUUUUCCAGCUGAAUGUCUUCGGAGUUUUGCCAACUAAAGGCAUCACAGUUAAAUAAGAUUAACUAGAAAUGUAUGUAUUUUUUACAAAACGAUUUAUUUGCUGCUAUUUUUUUAAUAUAAUUUUUUAUUCUUAA